AUGUCAGAUAUAUCUUAUGAUUCAUUCUUUUCUGGAUUAAAACCACCUGUAAAUAACAAGGAUUUGUAUAUUCUAUCACAAGAUGGAAAUGACUUUGAUACUCAAGCUCCUCCAGGAGUAAUAAAUAUAUCAAGCCAUCAUCAAUUGUCCUAUGAAGAAAGUGUCAAUGUACCAAAUAUAUCUAUAGAUGAGAAUCUUCAAUCAAAACCAGUAGAUAACAAGAAACAGAAAUUAAAGGAAAUAAAAUUAGAACUAUCUAGACGUUUAAAGGGAUGGUUCGGAUUACCAUUGCAAGAACAUAGUCCAGAAAUACUACGGGAAUUUCGAGCUUUACAUCUACGUAACUCAGUGGGACCAAAGGCAUUUUAUAAAUCAGAUAAUUCAAUGAAAAAUCCACCAAAAUAUUUUAGUUUUGGUAGGGUCAUUGAUAAUUCAAAGUUAAGAACUGGUUUUGGAAGUGAAUGUUCAACAGCUCAAAGCACAUCUAAUAAGUCAGGCUCUUCAUUUGUUCAAGAAUUAGUUCGUGAUUCAUCAACACAAAAGUGGGCUAAUAUGAAAUAUAAUGAAAUUCAAACUAUUAAACAGAAAGGAGCUAAGAAAUGGUAUAAAAAACAAAUUUUAAAACGAAGAAAAUUUUAA
Molecule: messenger RNA, 639 nt
Organism: Cryptosporidium muris RN66
Lineage: Eukaryota; Apicomplexa; Conoidasida; Eucoccidiorida; Cryptosporidiidae
Exons: 3
Coding region: 1-639 (212 amino acids)
Biological process (GO): RNA processing
Cellular component (GO): nucleolus
Molecular function (GO): RNA binding
Source: RefSeq, a predicted model, not a curated record